Molecule: messenger RNA, 1065 nt
Organism: Nestor notabilis (Kea)
Lineage: Eukaryota; Metazoa; Chordata; Aves; Psittaciformes; Psittacidae
Product: VPS10 domain-containing receptor SorCS1-like
Exons: 8
Biological process (GO): post-Golgi vesicle-mediated transport
Cellular component (GO): Golgi apparatus
Source: RefSeq, a predicted model, not a curated record
GGAGACCUCCAGAGAUCCCUCAUUCAGGUGGAUUUUGGAGAUGGCAUCGCUGUGUCAUAUGCCAAUCUCAGCUCGACAGAAGAUGGGAUCAAGCACAUCUACCAGAACGUGGGCAUAUUCCGAGUGACCGUGAUGGUGGAAAACAGCCUGGGUUCUGACAAUGCUGUCCUCUACCUGCAUGUAACAUGCCCCUUGGAACAUGUUCACUUAUCUCUACCAUUCGUCACCACAAAGAACAAGGAGGUCAAUGCCACAGCAGUACUGUGGCCGAGCCAAGUGGGAACACUUACUUAUGUCUGGUGGUUUGGGAACAACACAGAGCCACUGAUCACAUUGGAAGGGAGCAUCACAUUCACGUUUUCUGUGGAAGGGAUGAAUACCAUCACUGUUCAGGUCUCAGCAGGGAACACAAUUCUUCAGGACACAAAGACUAUUGCUGUGUAUGAGAAAUUUCAGUCCUUGCGGUUAUCAUUCUCUCCAAAUCUGGAUGACUACAACCCAGAUAUCCCUGAAUGGAGAAGGGACAUCGGUAGAGUAGUCAAGAGAGCUCUGGUGGAGGCAACAGGUAUUUCAAGCAAGCAUAUUCUGGUCGCAGUGCUCCCUGGUCUACCCACAUCUGCUGAACUCUUCAUUUUACCACAUCGAGAUGCCACAGCAGAAAAUAAAAGAACAUCAGCAGACCUAGAGCAGAUUUCAGAAAGACUGAUCCAGAAACUGAACCAAAACCUGGUCCAUUUUGAGUUGAAGCCAGGAGUUCGAAUCCUUGUCCAUGCUGCCCAUUUAUCAACAGCUCCCCUGGUGGACCUCACUCCCAGUCACAGUGGUUCAGCUAUGCUGAUGCUCCUCUCUGUCGUUUUUGUGGGACUAGCUGUCUUUGUAAUCUACAAGUUCAAAAGGAAGAUUCCUGGCCUUAAUAUAUAUGCACAGAUGCAGAAUGAAAAAGAUCAAGAAAUGGUCAGUCCAGUCAGUCAGAGGGAAAGCAUACCUAAUAUCCCUCAAAGUGAGCUGAUGAGCCCUGAGCAACUAGUAGAUGAGAAGUUGGAAGUCCAGCCCAUAGGUAAAUAA